Molecule: messenger RNA, 3314 nt
Organism: Monodelphis domestica (gray short-tailed opossum)
Lineage: Eukaryota; Metazoa; Chordata; Mammalia; Didelphimorphia; Didelphidae
Source: RefSeq, a predicted model, not a curated record
AGACCUGUUUAGGGAGGCAAGGCAUGAACUUUUGAAUGGCUAAUGGGAGUCCCCAGAGCUGCAGACAUGCGGAGAAGCUGGCCCCCAUUAUGUCCCUUGACUUCCAUGUUUGCAAUCCUAGAGAGUGGACAUCCCUUGAAUGAUUGAAGAAAAGACAAACCUAACAGUUUUGUAAUGCUAAAUAAGAAUGGAUUAAGCUCUCCAAUAAUAUGAAGAAGUCACAGAGUGGAUUAAAAAGCAGAAUUCAACAAUGUCUUUGUUCACUGGAAACAGUUAAUCCAGAAAAUCCGGAAUCUGUUCUCUACUUUUGGAGUCCAAAAUUAAUCCUAACACUGCAUACCAGAAGCAGCAGGACACUUUGAUCGUGUGGUCUGAAGCAGAAAAUUAUGACUUGGCCCUUAGCUUUCAAGAAAAAGCUGGAUGUGAUGAAAUAUGGGAAAAAAUAUGUCAGGUUCAAGGAAAAGACCCUUCCGUGGAUAUUACUCAGGAUCUUGUGGAUGAAUCCGAAGAGGAACGUUUUGAUGAUAUGUCAUCACCAGGUUUAGAAUUGCCAUCUUGUGAAUUAAGUCGACUUGAGGAAAUUGCUGAACUUGUGGCAUCUUCUUUACCUUCCCCCCUUCGUCGUGAAAAACUCGCACUAGCACUGGAAAAUGAGGGCUAUAUUAAAAAGCUCUUAGAACUUUUUCACGUGUGUGAGGACUUGGAAAAUAUUGAAGGACUACACCACUUAUAUGAAAUUAUCAAGGGAAUCUUCCUCUUGAAUCGAACUGCACUUUUUGAAGUUAUGUUUUCUGAGGAAUGUAUAAUGGAUGUAAUUGGCUGUCUAGAAUAUGAUCCUUCUCUAUCACAGCCACGGAAACACAGGGAAUUUCUUACAAAAACAGCCAAAUUUAAAGAGGUGAUUCCUAUAUCAGAUCCUGAGCUAAAGCAGAAAAUUCAUCAAACUUACAGAGUUCAGUAUAUACAAGAUAUGGUUCUACCCACCCCUUCAGUUUUUGAGGAAAAUAUGUUAUCAACACUUCAUUCCUUCAUCUUUUUUAAUAAAGUUGAAAUUGUCGGUAUGUUACAGGAAGAUGAAAAGUUUUUGACAGAUUUGUUCGCACAACUAACAGAUGAAGCAACAGAUGAAGAAAAGAGACAAGAAUUGGUUAAUUUUCUUAAAGAGUUCUGUGCAUUUUCCCAAACAUUACAACCCCAAAACAGAGAUGCUUUUUUUAAGACAUUGUCAAGUAUGGGCAUCCUACCAGCUUUAGAAGUCAUCCUUAAAAAGAAAAGUACUUUUUAUCUACAGGGUAUGGAUGAUGCACAAGUGCGAAGUGCUGCUACUGAUAUAUUCUCAUACUUGGUUGAAUAUAAUCCAUCCAUGGUACGAGAGUUUGUCAUGCAGGAGGCACAACAGAACGAUGAUGUAAGUAAGAAGUUAACAGAGCAAAAAAUAACCAACAAGGAUAUUCUACUUAUCAACCUUAUUAUAGAACAUAUGAUUUGUGAUACAGAUCCUGAACUUGGAGGAGCAGUCCAACUUAUGGGUCUGCUUCGAACUUUAGUUGACCCGGAGAACAUGCUAGCCACUGCCAACAAAACUGAAAAGACUGAAUUUCUGGGUUUCUUCUACAAGCAUUGCAUGCAUGUUCUUACGGCUCCCUUGCUGGCAAACACAACAGAGGAGAAACCUAGUAAAGAUGACUUUCAAACUGCCCAGUUAUUGGCACUUGUGUUGGAAUUGUUAACAUUCUGCGUGGAACACCAUACCUACCACAUAAAGAAUUACAUUAUUAAUAAGGACAUCCUGCGGAGAGUACUAGUUCUCAUGGCUUCAAAGCAUGCUUUCUUGGCAUUAUGUGCCCUUCGUUUUAAAAGAAAGAUCAUUGGGUUGAAAGAUGAAUUCUACAACCGAUACAUAAUGAAAAGCUUUUUGUUUGAACCAGUAGUCAAAGCAUUUCUCAACAAUGGAUCCCGAUACAAUUUAAUGAACUCUGCCAUUAUAGAGAUGUUUGAAUUUAUUAGAGUGGAAGAUAUAAAAUCAUUAACAGCUCAUGUAAUUGAAAAUUACUGGAAAGCACUGGAAGAUGUAGAUUAUGUACAGACAUUUAAAGGAUUAAAACUGAGAUUUGAACAACAAAGGGAAAGGCAAGAUAAUCCCAAACUUGACAGUAUGCGUUCCAUCUUGAGGAAUCACAGAUAUCGGAGAGAUGCACGAACACUAGAAGAUGAAGAAGAAAUGUGGUUUAAUACUGAUGAUGAAGACAUGGAAGAUGGGGAAGCUGUGGUUCCUCCAUCUGACAAAACAAAAAAUGAUGAAGAUAUUAUGGAACCAAUCAGUAAAUUCAUGGAAAGGAAAAAAUUAAAAGAAAGUGAAGAAAAGGAGGUACUUCUGAAAACCAAUCUUUCCGGUCGCCAGAGCCCAAGCUUCAAGCUCUCCCUCUCCAGUGGAACAAAGACUAACCUUACCAGUCAGUCAUCUACAACUAAUUUGCCUGGAUCUCCAGGAUCACCUGGGUCUCCAGGUUCACCAGGAUCUCCUGGAUCCGUUUCUAAAAGCACAUCUCAGACGGCAGCUAUUACUACCAAGGGAGGCCUCGUGGGUCUUGUAGAUUAUCCUGAUGAUGAUGAAGAGGAUGAUGAAGAUGAAGAUAAGGAAGAAACUCUACCAUUGUCAAAGAAAGCAAAGCUUGAGUCAUAAUAAUGGCAACUGCCUAAGAUCAGUUCCUGUUGAAAAAACUGGUUCUCUACUAAACGCCCCUCACCCUCACCCCCAAAAGAUCCACAACAAAGCAGCAGUCUCUUGUGAAUGACUGACAUAGAUCAGCCUUAUACACUUGGCUUUCUGCUAAUCAAGUGCCAAUUCAAUGGAGCAGAAGGAGGGGGAAAUUAUUCAUUUAGGGGAAAGACUUAAGCCUUUGAGCUUUCCAGCUUGGACCACACAUUGCCCUUUUCUCAGGGAAGGAAAUGGAAACAAAAAAAAGCCAACAGGGCAGGAGUUUUGUUAGUGGAACUCUGGAUUGGCUGGUCAGUUGCUACAAUCAAUAUAUGCUUUCUUGGACCAUGUAUGAGACUUAGAAGAAUGGGCUUUUCUGGUCUAAUUCUUCACUAGUAAGAAUGCCAGCAGUUUCUUUGUAUAAAGAGACCUGCCUUUGAAAUCAUACAUUCUGAACAUUUUAGUCAAGCUACAAUAGGUUUGGAAAAACCUCUUUGGGGGAGGGGCUGAGUAUAAAGUUUCCUCUUUUUUAUCUGUUCCCUUUGCCCUUCAAACUGCAGAUUUUUUUUUAAGUGAGGAUUUGUCCUUACUUGAUUAAAGAUUGAGUGGAAUUCUA